AUGGUCAAGGGUCAUGUCUCCCUCUUCUUAGAAGAGCGCCACAUUUUCGCCGAUUCAAUGUAUGGCUUCAGGCCCAAGAAAUCUUCGCAGGACAUACUCCUACAACUACACCACGAAGUACUUAACACCGUAGAACACCCCCACAAUGACAAGAUCAUUCUAGCGCUUGACCUUAAAGGAGCCUUCGAUAACGUUGAGCACGAAGUCAUCUUAGCUCACCUAAGUGCGAGCAGCUGCGGCGAGCGCACCUUCAAAUACACCCGAAACUUUCUUACUGACAAAGCUCCGUGCGUUCGCAUCCAAGAUCAGAAAAACGGCUCCUAUCCCCUGGGCGUGCGAGGCACACCACAUGGCGCUGUGUUGUCGCCUCUGCUGUUCAACUUAGCUAGGGCACAGCUCCCACACCGUUUGGCUGCUGUCGACGGUGUAAAGCAUGCGCUUUAUGCCGAUGACAUCCCUCUGUGGGCUACAAAGGGAUGCCUGGGCAGCAUGGGGGACAGCCUGCAAACCGCAGCCUAUAUAGGGGACGAAUAUGCGGCGUACUGCAGCCUCCUGUGUUCCCCACAGAAGUCUGAAUUCGUGUACCUUCGGCCGUCGGUGAAGUGCACUUCGUCCAUUAACAUUACCCUGCAUAGUGGACCUAUGAUUGAGACACAGGAGAUCCGUGUCCUUGGACUGCACAUUCAACAACGCCUCAGGGUUGAAACAACACUUCACAAGCUGCUUAAGUUUGGAGAACAGGUGGGUCGCAUGGUUCACUGA
Molecule: messenger RNA, 762 nt
Organism: Rhipicephalus microplus (southern cattle tick)
Lineage: Eukaryota; Metazoa; Arthropoda; Arachnida; Ixodida; Ixodidae
Source: RefSeq, a predicted model, not a curated record